Molecule: messenger RNA, 2339 nt
Organism: Podarcis raffonei (Aeolian wall lizard)
Lineage: Eukaryota; Metazoa; Chordata; Lepidosauria; Squamata; Lacertidae
Gene: FBXL16
Product: F-box and leucine rich repeat protein 16
Exons: 6
Coding region: 706-2220 (504 amino acids)
Biological process (GO): SCF-dependent proteasomal ubiquitin-dependent protein catabolic process
Cellular component (GO): SCF ubiquitin ligase complex
Molecular function (GO): protein binding
Source: RefSeq, a predicted model, not a curated record
UGGGACUCACCGGCCUGCAGUCAUGCAUUAUUGAUAAUAACAGCCGUGCCUCUUUAACUGGCUUUGCUCUACGACACUUGAGGGUGCGUGCAUGAACAUGCCUGCAAGCGGGUGUGUGUGCAUGUGAGUGUGUGUUGAGGGAGGGAAACAGGCAGAGAGAGAGAGAGAGAACCAACGCCAGCAUCUUUCAUUCCCUGCACUCUGGAUAACCAUCUCUUGAUUUUUGUUGCGGGGGGGGGGGGAGAGGAGGAGAGAAAAGAAGGGGACGCCUAUUUUCCCAUCGCUGCCACCUCUUCUGCAGCUCCAUUCAUCCUGAUCUGGUGGGAUGCAUCUCUCCGAGUAUUCCCCCCCCCCAGGUUGUUGUUGUUAGUAUUAUUCUCUGUCUCCCCCCUCCCUCUGUCUCCCAUCUCCAUUUCUGAAAACAACAGAGACCAGCCGUGGAUUCUCCUCUGAGCAGGCUGGAAGCAGGAGGUUUGUGUGCUGGAGGAGAGGGGAGAAGGAAGAAGGUUCCCUGGCUGAGGUUCUCCAUCAGGCUGGAUUGGAAAACAAGGGAGAUUUCGACUCCUCUUUGCUGUCCCCCCACCACCACCUCUGGCAUCCCUCCAUCCGGUCCCUGAUGCUUCUCUUCCUUACAUGAAAAGGCCGUCGGUGUGCGGAAGGCAUGGCAUGAGCUAAAACGACUCUCCUGGAGAGUGACCUUGGAAGAUGUCGAACCAGAGUAACGGUGAUACGAAACCUCCAUGUUUACCCCGGAACGGACUUGUGAAGAUUCCCGCCCAGGCCAAUGGACUCGGCUCUGCCAGCAUCACCAAAGGGACGCCAGCGAUGAAAAACCGCUUGUGCCAGCCUUCAUCUGUGCCUGCUCUCAUCGGUCCAGCCUUAGCAAAUCACAGCGACCUGCCCAUCCCUGGCCUGGCGCCACCCUUGUCCUUGGCGGCUCUGGCCGGGGUGCCAUCUCCUUCUGGAGCUGCCAUGGUGGGACUGAACUCCAGCGAGGCUUCCCCGACAAACGGGGAGGUCACUUCCCUCGAAGGCCUCUCCGGUUCCCCCAGUGAACGGCAGCUGGCUGUGGACGAGAAGAUCCUCAACCGCUUGUUUACGUACUUUUCCGCCUGCGAGAAGUGUGUCCUGGCCCAGGUCUGCAAGGCAUGGAGGAGGGUCUUGUACCAGCCCAAGUUCUGGGUGGGCCUGACGCCGGUGCUACACACCAAAGAGCUUUACAACGUCCUGCCCAGUGGAGACAAGGAGUUUGUCAACCUCCAGGGUUUUGCUAUCAGGGGUUUUGAGGGGUUUUGCCUGGUCGGCGUCUCUGACCUGGACAUUUGUGAGUUCAUCGAUAACUAUCCUCUGUCCAAGAAGGGGGUGAAAUCCAUGAGCCUUAAGAGAUCGACCAUCACAGACGCAGGCCUUGAGGUCAUGCUGGAACAGAUGCAAGGGGUGUUGCGGCUGGAACUGUCCGGCUGUAAUGAUUUCACCGAAGCUGGCCUCUGGUCGAGCCUGAAUGCCCGCAUCACUUCCCUGAGCGUCAGCGACUGCAUCAACGUGGCCGACGACGCCAUUGCCGCCAUCUCCCAGCUGCUGCCCAACUUGACCGAGCUGAAUCUCCAAGCCUAUCAUGUGACGGACACGGCCCUAGCCUACUUCACUGCCAAGCAGGGUUACACAACCCACACCCUCCGCCUGAACUCCUGCUGGGAGAUCACAAACCACGGGGUGGUCAACAUGGUGCACAGCCUCCCUAACCUGAGUGUCCUCAGCCUCUCUGGCUGCUCUAAGGUGACAGACGAUGGCGUGGAGCUGGUGGCAGAGAACCUCCGCAAACUCCGAAGCUUGGACCUGUCAUGGUGUCCUCGGAUCACAGACAUGGCCUUGGAGUACAUUGCCUGUGACCUGCACAAGCUGGAGGAGCUGGUCCUGGAUAGGUGUGUGCGGAUCACAGAUACCGGGCUCAGUUACUUGUCCACCAUGUCAUCUCUUAGGAACUUAUAUCUCCGUUGGUGCUGCCAGGUUCAAGAUUUUGGCCUGAAGCAUCUGCUGGGAAUGAGAAGUUUACGCCUUUUGUCUGUUGCUGGCUGUCCUCUCCUGACCACAACCGGGCUCUCGGGCCUCGUCCAGCUUCAAGACUUAGAAGAACUCGAGUUGACAAAUUGUCCAGGGGCCACUCCAGAGCUUUUCAAAUAUUUUUCCCAACACUUGCCCCGUUGCAUGGUGAUCGAGUAAGCCGCUCCCUGGAAGAAUCUGACCAUCGUCUGGAGCCAGGUCCUCCAAUCCCAACCCAGCACUGACCAACCAAUCAGAGUCAUGGUUUUAUUUAUUCAUUUAAUAUAUCUAUAUAUAUA